AUGAGUAUCUCUCUGGGGUAUUCACAUUCCACAAAGCAAGACAGCACCAUGGACAGCUUGGAGAAACAGCUCAUUUGCCCUAUCUGUUUGGAGAUGUUUACCAAACCGGUGGUCAUUCUCCCUUGUCAACACAAUCUUUGUCGAAAAUGUGCCCAAGAUAUUUUCCAGGUAGGUUGGUUAUUUUACAGCUGAACUUUUAACCUUUUAACCUUUACUGCUGUCUCUUGAUGGGCUACUUAAAGUUAAAGGUUUAUCUCUGUCAAAAACCAUUCAUAUACAUGUACAGCAUUCUGAAAUUGUAGUGAAGGUAUUGCUCAUCCUUCAAUUGUCACUGUUCAAUUACCACUUGUUUGGUAAUGUUGAAAAUAAAUAAAAAGUGUUUUGUCAUCAUGUAUACCUCUUGACACAUGCCAUCUAACACACAUGUUCAGUAACCAAUGCAAAUACUACUAACGGUAGGCCUAUAUUUUAAAAAUUCCAUGACCGGGUUUAUCUAACGCCAUUACUGAUACACUGCUGUCCUGAUCUGUGUAGGCCUCAAACCCUUAUCUAUCAACCAGAGGAACCACGGUGACUUCAGGGGGGCGUUUCCGCUGCCCGUCCUGCAGACAUGAGGUGGUCCUGGACAGGCAUGGUGUCUAUGGCCUCCAGAGGAACCUGCUGGUGGAGAAUAUAAUUGAUAUGUACAAACAGGAACAGGAGUCCUCAAGGUGAGGAAAUAAAGGCCUAAUAAGAUAAGACGAUGGGUCUAAGACAAUAGGCCUAAGACAAUGGGUCUAAGACAAUAGGUAUAAGACAAUGGGUCUAAGACAAUAGGCCUAAGACAAUGGGUCUAAGACAAUAGGUAUAAGACAAUGGGUCUAAGACAAUAGGCCUAAGACAAUGGGUCUAAGACAAUAGGUAUAAGACAAUGGGUCUAAGACAAUGGGCCUAAGACAGGCAGAAUAUCAUUGAUAUAUACAAAUUGGAGUCCCCAAGGUGAGACACUACAGGCCUAUUUAAAAAGAUUGCGGCAGACAAUCUAGUCGGAGGCACUCAGUAGCAGUCCCAUGUAUGUCUGGCCCAUUAGACAUACAGCAAACCCCCACACCAACAAAUCUGGACAUCAAGAAGACUACAUACUAUCCAGAACAACAUAUAGAAUGAAUCUGAAAACUACUGAUGGGAAAUUGAAAAUUAAAGGAGAAUAUACAGAAUGUACAAAACAUUAAGAACACCUGCUAUGACAUAGACUGACCAGGUGAAUCCAGGUGAAAGCUAUGAUCCCUUAUUGAUGUCACUUGUUAAAUCCACUUCAAUCAGUGUAGAUGAAGGGGAGGAGCCAGGUUAAAGAAGGAAUUUUAAGCCUUGAGACAAUUGAGACAUGGAUUGUGUAUGUGUGCCAUUCAGAGAGUGAAUGGGCAACACAAAAGUUUGAAGUGCCUUUGAAUAGGGUAUGGUAGUAGGUGCCAGGCGCAACAGUUUGUGUCAAGAACUGCAACGUUGCUGGUGUAUCAAGAAUGGUCCACCACCCAAAGGACAUCCAGCCAACUUGACACAACUGUGGGAAGCAUUGGAGUCAACAUGCGCCAGCAUCCCUGUGGAACGCUUUCAACACCUUGUAGAGUCCAUGUCCCUACGAAUUGAAGCUGUUCUGAGGGCAAAAGGGGGUGCAACUCAAUAUUAGGAAGGUGUUCUUAAUGUUUUGUACACUCAGUGUAUAUUUGUUUUUGUAGAGCAACCAUUGUGAAAUCAGGGUUUGACUCAUGGGUGGCUGGACAAGUAGCCUGUUAGUUUGAUCUAUUUUUAUAAGGUAGGCCAAUGAGGCAGCAGUCAGUUAAGAGAGGCCUAUUUUUAUUGCACUUUGAGCCUUACUACAUUCUCUAGACAUCAAUAUAGUAUAUAUUCUGCUUUUAGGAGGGAUAGACACACAAGUAGUUGACAAAAACAUAAUAUGUUUUCAAAAUACUUCUGUCACUAACUAUACACUGUAGAUUCCCUACAGAAUACGUAUCUACAGUAGCUUCAUGUAAUUCACUUACUGUAACUACAUUCAUGGUAGUCUCUGGAAAGACAUAAUCUGCUCCUGCUAUUUUAGCAUAAUCAAUGUCAUGUUAUUGAGUAGAUUGCAGCGACAAGACAAAUACCAUUUUCACAUGGACACGUUGUUUGAAUCGGUGUGAAAAGCACAGCUCUGGGUACCAAGUACCAGCAUUUUGGCCACAACAGUGUGAUAAUCAAUCAACCAUGGUUUACAUACACAAGUGGCCUAUUAAAAACAGUUAUUCCAAAUGUUAACAUACUCUUGGUUGCCAAAUAAACAUACAUUACAAAGUAAUGGCUAUUCUGACUUGCCAACAUUCCAUUAGGAGAAAGUCUGUCUGUACUACAUUAUUUUAUUGACUUUUAAGUGACAUUAUUAUGGCUUAAAGAGAGACACUUAGUAUUUUAGUCUCAAAGACCGUUUUUGUGACUUUCCAGUGUGACAGACGUUACUGAGCUUGUUUAAAAGUGUUCUACCUGGAUCCAAAAGUGUUCUACCUGGAACCAAAAGGGGUUCUUCAAAGGGUUCUCCUAUGUGGACAGCCGAAGAACCCUUUUAGGUUCUAGAUAGUACAAUUUUUCUAAGAGUGUAUUAAACGGGAUCCCCAAAGUAUGACUGUAACCUGUACUGUAGCCCUCUGGUUCAAUCUGCAGCAGCAAGCCUGAGCCUGAGCCUGCCAAGUGUGACCAGCCCAUGUGUGAGGAGCAUGAGGAUGAGAAGAUCAACAUCUACUGUGUGACGUGUGGCGUGCCCACCUGCUCUCUUUGUAAGGUGUUCGGAGCCCACAAAGACUGUGAUGUGGCACCACUCAACACAGUGUUCAAUAAGCAAAAGGUUAACUCAUUUAUUUUACAUUUAUAUCUGUCUAUCUCCUUUUUCAUUAUGAUGCUUUACAGGUAUACACUCUUUGCACCUUUUUUUCUAUCUAGAACCUAAAAGGGAGAACCCUUUGAAGAACCCUUUUUUGGUUCCAUGUAGAACCCUUUACACAGAGGGUUCUACAUGGAAGCCAAAAUAGUUCUACCUGGAACCAAAAAGGGUUCUUCUGCAAUAAGGACAGCUGAUUAACCCUUUUAGGUUCUAGAUAGAAAUAAAUGAACCGACUAUCAGAGUUGGUACAUAAAAUGUCCUUCUUUGUAAAAAAAACUCCUCUGUGUGUGUGUUCCAGACUGAGUUGACUGACUGUAUAGCCAUGCUAGUGGGGAACAAUGACAGGAUUCAAGGCAUUAUGAGUCAACUGGAUGAGACCUGUAAGACCGUUGAGGUGAAGCAUUCAACCUUUUCUCCUUUCCUAUGUUCCAUCUAUAACAGCAUUUCCACAUUGUAUAAAACUGCAAUAAUAUUCAUGGUAAAAAAAUUUAUUAUUAAUUUUUAUGCACCCUAAUUUUGACUUCUGACAAUAUCUAUGACCCAGUUAUCUGUCAGCUCGACCGUACAGUACAAUCAUGGUUGUCUUACAGGAGAAUGGCAGGAGGCAGAAAUCCAAGGUGUGUGAAAGUUUUGAUCACCUUUAUGCCAUCCUGGAGGAGAAGAAAGGGGACAUGACCCUGAAAAUCAACGCAGAGCAACAGGAGAAACUGGACUAUAUAAACGGCCUCAUGGGGAAGUAUAGAGAGCACCUGGAGAACAUGGCAAAGAUCGUGGAGACAGGGAUACAGACAAUGGAGGAGUCAGAGAUGGCUACUUUCCUGCAGGUGAUGAUACACUUUUUUUUGUCCAGGAGGGACAAGAAUGUAUUUUAUCUAAAAAAUAACAAAUAACCACAGCAUAAUAUAGGCAUCUGAAAUUCUGCAUCAGUGAUAUAUCAAUAUUAUAUUAAGUUAUUAAGUUAUUAAGUUAUGUAUGAAAAAUGUAUGCACUCACUAACUAACUGUAAGUCGCUCUGGAUAAGAGCGUCUGCUAAAUGACUAAAAUGUAAAUGUAAAUGUACCAUGUCUAAAUAAAAAGUGUUAACAUGCUAUUACAAACAUGUUGUCUUCUGAUAUGUCUUCUGAGAUGUCUUCCCAGAAGACAUGUUGUGCAACGUCUUCUAAUGUUUCACAUCAGAGCUUUCUGAGAAAUAAUUCCUUUCUCAUCUUUGCUCCCACAGACUGCAAAGCCUCUUCUACAAAAGUGAGUACACAUACCCGUUCGCCAGUUUUAGUCUGUAGUGCUGAUCUGUAGAACAGUGUACCUCUGAUCUCUCCCUGUCCACCAGGCUCCUUGCAGGCACUAUCAUCUCCCACCUGGACAAAGUGGAGCGGGGCUAUGACAACAUGGAUCACUACACAGCCAACUUUGAGCGGGAGAGGAGGUCACUGCUCACCAUAGACUUUGUGAAAGGUAGGGAGUAUAAUGAGUAUUAUGAGUAUACCAGUGCCAGUACACCCUCUUCACUUCCCUUGGCAUUUCAAUGUUCUUUCACGAUGUGUCCAAAAUCACUUCUUCCACUGCCAUAGAGACUGUUUAAACUAAUGAUAUACAGUGCCUUCGGAAAGUAUUCAGACCCCUAGACUUUUUCCACAUUUUGUUACGUUACAGCCUUAUUCUAAAAUUGAUUCCAAAAAAGAAAUUCCUCACCAAUCUACACACAAUACCCUAUAAUGACAAAGCAAAAACAGGUUUUUAGAAUUUUUUGCUAAUUUAUUAAAAUAUAUAUAUAUAUAUAUCACAUUUACUUAAGUAUUCAGACCCUUUACUCAGUACUUUGUUGAAGCACCUUUGGCAGCGAUUACCCUACAAGUGUGGCACAUCUGUAUUUGGGGAGUUUCUCCCAUUCUUCUCUGUAGAUCCUCUCAAGCUCUGUCAGGUUGGAUGUGGAGCGUUGCUGUACAGCUAUUUUCAGGUCUCUCCAGAGAUGUUAGAUCGGGUUCAAGUCUGGGCUCUGCCUGGGCCACUCAAGAACAUUCAGAGACUUGUCCCAAAGCCACUCCUGCGUUGUCUUGGCUGUGUGCUUAGGGUCGUUGUCCUGUUUGAAGGUGAACCUUCGCCCAAGUCUGAGGACCUGAGCACUCUGGAGCAGAUUUUCAUCAAGGAUCUGGGACAUCACCAAAUUCACUGAGAAUACAUUAGCUAGGAUGAAGUAACAUAUACUCUAAGCCGCAGCUCCAUACUACUUCUCAAACAUAGAGAACAGAUACUAUAUACUCGUUGUUGGGGUGGGAUUGGCGUGGGGGUCAGUGGAUGGCUUUUGACCAUUUCUUUGGAUUCCUCAUGUCUUGCUCAUUGUUAGAAAAAAGUUUGGUCCAAAUUGGAUGCGAGGUAAUUACUGAACAUUAUAUGAAUCCUAGAAAUUAAAAAAUCGUAGUUUUAUACAUUAGCCAAAAAAAUCUAAAAUCCUGUUUUCGCUUUGUCAUUAUGGGAUAUUGUGUGUAGAUUGCUUAGGAUUUUUAUUUAUUCAAUCAAUUUUAGAGUAAGGCUGUAACGUAACAAAAUGUGGAAAAAGUCAAGGGGUCUGAGUACUUUCCGAAGGCACUGUAAAUAACAAGAACAAGAUAAAAGAAAAACUCAGAAGCACUUUCCAAUUAUACAAUAAAAACAACUCUUAUUUUGAACUCUAAUUGUUGUUCAGAUGAUGAAGAUGAUGAUGAUGAGUUUGAAGAUGGAGAAGAGGAAGUAGAAGUUAGUGGGGUGACAGGGGUGACCCGUACAGAGGUCUCUCCUGCUGCCACAGUGGCGGGAACGGUUGGGGCCAAUCCUCCAAAGCCCCAGCAGACAUCACACCCACCCCUGCCUCAGAGACCUACUGAAACCCUAGGCGCCACCGCUACCCUGGCCACCCCACAGGCUCCCACCCAUGCAACAACCCCAGUACAAUUCCCAUCCUUAAACCCAACCCCAACUGCCAGCGCACAGGCCUGCGCCACAAGCCCAGUCCACUUCCCAACCACAACCCCGGUUCAGUUCCCAAACACAACCCCGGUCAACUUCCCAUCAGCAGAGCCACCGACACAGGUGAGAGAAACAUCUGUGACACACUACAGCCUAGCCAGGAGACUUACUGUAAAUGUCUCUGCAUAAUAAAUUAUAUAAUAACAAUAAUACAUGAGCCCUGGCUAACACCAUUCCAGCAGCCGUCUUGUAAGGGCCUUUAAAGAGAGUGUGUAUUUCUCAAGUAAACCCCAAGUGCAGUGACAGUCGAGGUCAUAUUUGAGUUCACUAACCGUAUGGAUUAUGGGCGGCAGGUAGCCUAGUGGUUAAGAGAAUUGGGUAAGUAACCGAAAGGUCGCUGGUUUGAAUCCCAGAGCCAAGUAGGUAAAAAAAUCUGUUGAUGUGUCCUUGAGCAAGGCACUUAACCCUAAUUGCUCCUGUAAGUCGCUCUGGAUAAGACUGUCUGCUAAAUGACAACAUUUUUUACAAUAUAUAUAUAUAUAUAUAUACAGCACCAGUCCAAGACCAAGUCCGUAUUAUGGCAAGAACAGCUCAAAUAAGCAAAGAGAAACGACAGUAAUAAUAUAAUAAUAAUAUGCCAUUUAGCAGACGCUUUUAUCCAAAGCGACUUACAGUCAUGUGUGCAUACAUUUUUACGUAUGGGUGGUCCCGGGGAUCGAACCCACUACCCUGGCGUUACAAGCGCCAUGCUCUACUAAUUGAGCUACAGAGGACCACACUCUGUCCAGCAGUCCAUCAUUACUUUAAGACGUGAAGGUCAAUCAAUCCGGAAAAUGUCAAGAACUUUGAACGUUUCUUCAAGUGCAGUCGCAAAAACCAUCAAGCGCUAUAAUGAAACUGGCUCUCAUGAGGACCGCCACAGGAAAGGAAGACCCAGAUUUACCUCUGCUGCAGAGGAUAAGUUCAUUAGAGUUAACUGCACCUCAGAUUGCAGCCCAAAUAAAUGCUUCACAGAGUUCAAGUAACAGUCACAUCUCAACAUCAACUGUUCAGAGGAGACUGCGUGAAUCAGGCCUUCUUGGUCGAAUUGCUGCAAAGAAACCACUACUAAAGGACACCAAUAAUAAGAAGAAACUUGCUUGGGCAAAGAAACACGAGCAAUGGACAUUAGACCGGUGGAAAUAUGUUCUUUGGUCUGAUGAGUCCAAAUUUGAGAUUUUUGGUUCCAACCACUGUGUCUUUGUGAGACGCAGAGUAGGUGAACGGAUGAUCUCCGCAUGUGUGGUGCCCACCGUGAAGCAUGGAGGAGGAGGUGUUAUGGUGUGGGGGUGGUUUGCUGGUGACACUGUCUGUGAUUUAUUUAGAAUUCAAGGCACACUUAACCAGCAUGGCUACCGCAGCAUUCUGCAGCGAUACACCAUCCCAUCUGGUUUGCCCUUAGUGGGACAAUCAUUUUUUUAACAGGACAAUGACCCAACACACCUCCAGGCUGUGUAAGGGCUAUUUGACCAAGAAGGAGAGUGAUGGAGUGCUGCAUCAGAUAACCUGGCCUCCACAAUCACCCGACCUCAACCCAAUUGAGAUGGUUUGGGAUGAGUUGGACCGCAGAGUAAAGGAAAAGUAGCCAACAAGUGCUCAGUAUUUGUGGGAACUCCUUCAAGACUGUUGGAAAAGCAUUCCUCAUUAAGCUGGUUUAGAGAAUACCAAGCGUGUGCAAAGCUGUCAUCAAGGCAACGGGUGGCUAGUUUGAAGAAUCUCAAAUAUAAUAGUUUGAUGUCUUCACUAUUAUUCUGCAAUGUAGAAAAUAGUAAAAAUAAAGAAAAACCCUUGAAUGAGUAGGUGUGUCCAAACUUUUCACUGGUACUGUAUAUAUAUAUUUAUUGUAACAUUUACAUUUAAUUUUGCUUGACUUUAAUCUCCUGCUCUCUGUAUGAGGAAAAAAUGGUUGUUAAAACCAGUCAAUAUCCAGCUCCGAGUUAGCCUGCAUGGAACCUGGCCAGGGUUACAGAAGUGGCUUUCACCUCAGCAGGAGGCUUUAAUGAUGAGACACCUGCCUGCUCUCUGGUUGCCGGGGUCCUGCGUGUGAGGGGUGAAGCAAGGAGGGGGACACUGCUGUUUUCAUUGGGAUAAUUAUCAGCCACUCUGUUACAUGUCAUCACCAUUGAGUUAAUUUACAUGUGAAGUGCUAAUUUGAAUGAGCAUAGAGUUCACACCAACAUAAUCAGGUGGAUUCAAAUUAAAAGUGAAAAGCCACCUGGAACAGUUUGUAUUCAUUCCAGAGGGGAAAAAUGGCUUGGAGAGCUUACUGAUUCAUAGAGGCGAUUAUCAUAAAGUGUCUUUGUGUGGUAAAAGUGUGUUUGUGUGUGUGUGUGUGUGUGUGUGUGUGUGUGUGUGUGUGUGUGUGUGUGUGUGUGUGUGUGUGUGUGUGUGUGUGUGUGUGUGUGUGUGUGUGUGUGUGUGUGUGUGUGUGUGUGUGUGUGUGUGUGUGUGUGUGUGCGCGCGCAUAACCUAAAAUCAUCACUUCAUGUUGCAUACAAGAACUCUAAUAAUCCUGAAGAAAUAAAGCUGGGUUGUUUUGUUUCUUCACAGGAAGUAGCUUUCUGUGUCACAGUUGUGGCUUUGUUUAUUGUACUGCAUCAGCUUUGGAGUCUGAUAAAGUCUACCAUUAUUGAACUUUUGGGUAGGAUAUGUUUAUUUCUUCAUUUGUGCACUGACUAAUACUUAAGCAGUCAGUCUAUAACACUUAAAAGGUUACCUUUAAAUUGAAAACAUGAGAAGCUUAAAUUCAGUGCAAUUUUAUUUUAUCAGAUCAAAUUGCUGUCUGCUAUUGUAUACUCUGAAGUUAUUGUAUGGGUAUGGAUGUGGUAAUUCAGGACAUCAUGUUGAUUGAUACAGGAAAUCAUGUGGGCAUCUAUAUAUUUUAGAGUAAUUUUGAAUCUCGUAUCUCAAAGUAGCUCUUAAGACUACUAAAUACUUGAUUUCCUUCAUGAAAAUUGUGUUAAAUUAGUGAUUUGGAAUAUGAAAAUACAAUAUAUAUUCCACUCUGAAUGUCAAAUGUUAUCAUCGUUUUAGUUAAUUUGCAUGGUCAUAUCGAAAUUUUAUAGAUUUCAGAAAUAUUUAUAAGUAUUCUGUCUAAAUAAGACUUUACUUGUUCAGUAUGCAUUGCGAGUUUUUAUUUUGAUCGCAUUUACAAACCCCAUUCUGAACAAUUUACUAUUUAUACUUCGAGUAGCUUCGCAAUAGUUCAGUGACAUAAGGGACAUCUAAUGGUUUUGCUCUAUGUUUUUCACAGAUGUCCUCUGAUACCGCAUCAAGUCAGCAAAACACAGAUGACAAAGAUGGACCUAAACAUGUCUUCUCCUUUUCUUGGCUGAACAACCAGAAGUAGAUUAUCAUCUUACCUCAAGACUAUAAUGAAAUUGUUGUAAUACUACAUUGUUUUGAUUGAGUCAGCAUCCUGCUGCAGGAACGGUUUAAAUAAGUACUCUGUUACCGUUGAAUAACUGUAAUUUAUCUGUAAAUGCUCUCUAGCACUUACAGUAUAUUCGUCAUACUGUGAAAACAAACGUCAUUGGGCAGAUAUUUGAUUUGAGAAAGCUGGCGUAAUUUGGCACACCUUCGUGCAAUAGAUUUACGGUCGAAAUGUAUUUAGACACUCAAUUUAGGCUACACAGCAAGCAAUAAAUGUAACUUUUAAACUUGUUUAUUACAAAUAUAAAUAUUAGACAUUCUCUUGCACAACAAAUGUGAUUGGUUGCUCAUAUUGUAUUUUAUUAUCAAACUUUAACCAGUUGUACAAUGAGAAGGAAUUUCAGAAAGAGAUGAUGAAUGUGUGACUAACAAUAUAUACAAAAUAUGUUAUGCUUGAAUAUAAAUUAAUACAAUUAAAGGAUAUUUGUUCAGUUUCAGCAUUUCAAUGUGCUUCUCAUCAAACAGUGUAAUAACUAUACAGCGAAUUACAACUCGAUUUUACAGCUCUCGUUUAAAUACAUACAAAUGAUACAUAAAAUAACGAACGUUAAAGAGUAAUACAGAAAUGGAAUAGUACCGUACACUUUGUGCAAGAUGUAAACAAAUUAUUUGGCAAAUGUAUUUCUAACCC
Coregonus sp. 'balchen' is the source of this 9935-nucleotide messenger RNA. NCBI's taxonomy places the organism in Eukaryota, Metazoa, Chordata, Actinopteri, Salmoniformes, Salmonidae. The record is from the annotation of a GenBank genome assembly.